Gigantopelta aegis is the source of this 1787-nucleotide messenger RNA. RefSeq lists its product as uncharacterized. The record is from RefSeq and is a predicted model, not a curated record. The coding region runs from base 96 to 1643 and encodes 515 amino acids. NCBI's taxonomy places the organism in Eukaryota, Metazoa, Mollusca, Gastropoda, Neomphalida, Peltospiridae. The transcript has 4 exons.
AUUGGUGUACACGCAAAUGAACUCGACAGGAAAGUGUUUGGCGCAAAAUUUGCAGUACACAGAUGUUUUUAUUGACUUUUUGAAAGCGCUAAACUAUGCAAAACGGAAAGACAAGUAUAUCCGAGUGUUUGGACAAACUGUCUAGUGGAAGCCAGGACCUAUCAAACCGAUGUAUUAUUGUGACACAGGCGGAAAUAUCUGUGGAUGCCAUCAAAAACAGUAUAGCACUAGAGAAAGGAGAUGGUACAACACCAAAUGGCAACACAGUAAAUUGUUCAGGAGACCAAGAUGUAGUAGAGGUGUCUCACUCCAUAUUUAACCCAACAUCCGAGAGCAAAAUGUCUAAGGCCCUUAGCUUAAGGCAGAGACCUGUUAAAUACACAAACAUCUGGAAUAAACUGACCGACAAAAGGCAGAAAACUAAACCACAGCUUAACACAGUGAAUGGGUUCACGCCUUCUGAUGGGGAACCAAAACCCAUCCGACCAAGACAUUUUGAUAAAAGUGAUUCUAGUGCAAGUGGUAAUGUUUCGGCCACCUCAAAAGCCAUUGUCACCACACCGCUGCUAUCUAGUAUUGUUCUAGCCAACGAUCCAUUCACUUUCGUCCCAGGCCAGAUGUGUACACCUCAAGUAGCGUUCACCGCUCCCGCUGUGCUCCCUUCUGAAAAAAUCCUGCCUCCAGUACCGGAGAAUAAUGAUGGAUUUGAAUCCUCUGAGAACCUGAAGGUCGAUUCUGAUUCAGAAACCAGUGCUGCAGAAGAACUAGUAGAAGAAGUGGACAAUCCUGUAAUAUCAUAUAAUGAUCCUGAUGGAAAAGAAUCCACAUUUGAUGAUGGCAAUUGUAGGGAAACAGUGAUAAACAGUGCUAGAAAUGGCAGUUCUUUGGAUGCGGAUGCCAUGUCAAGUCCUGAUAAUGCUGGGAAGAAGAGACAAAGAAAAGAAACAAAGUGGAGUCGUGUGAAAAGGCAGUAUGAUGAUACAAAAGUUGAUGCAGAUGGUUUUUCCACGCCUACAAGUCUUGAUGGUGAGAACGUUGCUGGAGAAUUGUGUUCAAAAUCUGUAUCCAGAAUGUCCGAAUCAAUGAGUGUCGUUGUUGUUUUGAAACCUUCUCCAGCUAAAUCUAGGAAAAAACAAGUGAUCGAGUCCAACGAGGCCAGUCUGGAAACUUGUCCUGAAAAUCCUUUGAUAUCUGUUUCUGAAUCCUUGAAUGUGCCUGACCAAACAACCCCAACGAUGGAUGUUGUAUCUGCUGCUUCAGUUACGAAACCUGAAGCUUCCAUAUCACAUACGUUGGUUUCUCAAGAGAGUGAAGACACAAAGUGCAAUGGGUCUUUUACAGACUUGCCUGCUUCAACCGAGUCCGCGAAACAUAUAGAUGAGGAAGCACCUGCAAACAGUGUUUCUAAUUUGCCUAGUGAGGAGGACUCCGAUUUGAAGACUGAAGAUACCUCAUCAUUACAUCAACAACCUGUUGAAAAAAAAAAAAAUCCUAAAAAGAAUUCCAUUGAGGCAAGAGCCAUACGUCAUCAGAAGCAGGUUAUUGCUUUGCAGAAAGCCAGAGAUGCAAGGUGGCAGAAACGGUGCCUGAAGGCAAAACAAGAACUGAUAGGUAAGACAUCGUUAGAUGACGAGGUUGAAUGAAGCAGGUGUUCUUUCAACUACAGCAUCACCGCUGAAACGGUACUGCACGAGAAACACUGAUUUGGCUUUUGACACUUUGUCAUUUCCCAGCCAGACUAAACCGUCGACCCUGGCAGAUCGGCCGGAACAAGCUCGGCGGACUAC